GUCGAGCUGGUGCCACCGACGUAAUGCGCGCCGUCGGGGUGCCAGUGCCCUCCGUGCGGCUUGACUGCGUGAAACUCGCGGCAGUGCAGAUCACGCUGGUGCGUGACGGGGCGAUGGUGCUCCUGGUCGCGCUGAUCAGCGAUGAGUGGCAGAUGCCCGUCGUGGUGAUCAGCAACGUGAUGCUCAACAGCGAGAUGGUCAAGUUGCUGGUUUUGGACGUGCUGGUCCACGAGUCUCUGUUGCUACUCGUCAUGGUGAUCAGCGACGUGGUGCUGACGGUCGUGCGGGUCUCUUUCGUGGGCGUCAGAUUCGAGAUGAUGCUCUCCGGCGUUCCACUCGAUGUCGGGGCGGCGUUGCCCGCAGAGGUGCCCAGCCACGUGGUGCUCGAGACAGGACCCGCCCCUCUCGCGGGCGGCGGGGCGGAGUUG
Molecule: messenger RNA, 428 nt
Organism: Prorocentrum cordatum
Lineage: Eukaryota; Dinophyceae; Prorocentrales; Prorocentraceae
Source: the annotation of a GenBank genome assembly